Molecule: messenger RNA, 2340 nt
Organism: Didymodactylos carnosus
Lineage: Eukaryota; Metazoa; Rotifera; Eurotatoria; Philodinida; Philodinidae
Source: the annotation of a GenBank genome assembly
AUGCCCACUGUGCAUAUGAAAUUAUUAUUAUUGUGUUUAUUUAAAUUUAUCAUAUGUCUAAUUUAUGUAAUACAUGGUACUUAUCGUAAUGAACCGGUUCUAUUUGAAUUAUUGAUGGAAGAAUGCACAUCUGUUAAUCCAGUUCAAUUUUUACGUCAUCUUGAUGAUACAUUAAAACAUGCCAAUUAUCAAAUAAUAGAUUUUCAACAUUUACAACAAUUACGUUUAGCUAUAUGUGCACAUACACUAACACCCGAUCAUCCAGAAAUACAGUUAAAACAUGCCAUUGUUCAUCUUCCUCUUAUGAAAACACGAGAAAACUCCAUGAUCUAUUUGAAAUAUAUGAAUUAUGUAGCCUAUUAUAAAACACACAUAAAUUUACGACAAAAAUAUGUCAUGUACUGUUAUGAACAUCACGGUCAUGUUUCUAAGGAAAAAUUUGUUAACGAUACAUAUAUAGCGUCAUUCCACGCUGUCAAUGAUGGUGAACGACAUUUAACAAUAAUGGUCGACGAUGACAUGAGAUUAUGUUAUCCACAAACGCCCGUAUUACUAGAAAUGUUAAUCUAUGAAUGGUAUGGUAAACAACAACCGCAAAUCAUUCCUUUUCCAAAAAUCAAUUAUUAUCAAUCGACGGAUAAAGGUGGUGGAUUGAUUGAAUAUGCUGAUGAUCCAUAUUUAGGCGAAAAUUAUAUUAAUUUUCAAAAAGCACUUUUAUCUAAUGAAUUAUUACAACAAGUACAAGUACAGAAUGGCAUAUGUCAGAUUAUUGCCAUUAUUUGUAAUUUAGAUGUGCGUGAUAUAUUCAUUAAUGAUAUUAGUUAUGAUCGUUUUCGUUAUGAUAUCACAACAAAUCGUCUAGCUAUUAGUCAAUAUGGUGGAGCUGUUGUAGGUCGCUCAAAUAUAAAUCGUUUUAGUCAAGUAUCACAAAAUCGUUUUGAUUCAACGUUGUAUCGUUUUGCAUUACGUGUCGAACAUUUCCAUCAGCAUGUUGAACCAAGACAAAUAUCGCAUUAUUUUGAACCAAAUCAAUGGCAUGCAUAUGAACGUUUAAUACAUGCUGUAUUAAAUUUAGGAGAAGGUGGUGAAAUAUGUCGACAUUUCAGUAUUGUCAGAAAACAAAAUUUAAUAGAAAAAAUAGCAGAAACAUUUCAUCGUGUUACCGGUUAUCAUGAUGCUGAAGAACGUGCCAUAGCUGCUAAAUUUAUGAGAAAAUUUCAUCUACAUUACAGUAAACGACGAAAUUUAUUUACAUGUGAUGAUAUACCACCUAAUUUGUUAAAAACUCAACAUGCUAAAUCACCGAUAGAUCCAUUAAAAAUGAAAGAGAGUAGAGUUAGUCAUGCUGCGUUUGGUAAUGUUCCAACAACGAGACUUCUUAUGUCAGCUACUAAUCGUCCUACGUUUUCUCCAUCGGAUCUACCUCAUUUGUCAUCUAAUUCCCCGGAUAGACAGCGACUUCUCAAUUUGUACGACCUCAACAUUCCAGAAGAGCGUACUAGCUGUCGGCCAACCACAGCAAUAGCAUUAGACAAUCACCAAAGACAACUCCCAACUUUUGAGUUAUCUGCUGUAUCGUCACUACGAGAUACACGCGCUCGCAUGCGGUUACCCACUCUUACUAUCCGGUGUGAAAAUGAUAUUCCACCCUGUGCUCCAAAAACCGCCUACUUUACUCCAACAGUAGACUCGCCCGAAAUGAGUCAUGGUGUAAAUUGUCCGACAAUGUCACAACCUCAUCUAGUUCUUCAAGAUGUCGUUCAAUGUCGAAGACAUGUAUUGUGUGACGAUUGUGAAGAUACGUCGGAUAAUGAUUCUCAGUUUCCUAUUGUCUUUAGAAGUACUCGUUCAUCAUAUGAAAAUGAUGUUCUGCCAUUAGUUCGAGAACAAUGUGUACAUUGGUCGGAUGCUUUACCUAUUCAACACAGAAUUGAUAAUGGGGAAAUUAUCGGUCGGUACUGGUGGCAUGCUUACGCUGGUGUAACAAGUUUACUUGUAGGUGUGCUAUACGCCGAAAUCUCACCUGAUUUUAUAUCAGAUAUGAAUGGCUUCCAUUUGAACUAUAUUGCUAUUCGUAUCGGUUAUGAAAAUCAUGAUAUUAUUAACCGUUUAAUGGCACGUGCUGAACAACACGCAUGGAAUUUGGGUUUGGAUUUUGUUAGUGCAACGUAUUUGACGCAAGCUAGACAUCAGUUUUUUAACCAACGUGGCUAUUACGAUUAUGUAACCGAUGCUAUGUCACAGGGUGAAGUACGUCUGAGAAAUCCACGAGGAAAACAAUCAAGAGAUCCAAGAGCCUACUAUGGAUCGGAUGAUCAAAUUGAUGACUUAGGAUUAUAA